CGGAGUCUGUGGGGCACUCUGGCAAUGGGGGCAGCCAGUUUGAAACGCAAGACCUCUCGCCGCACUUCCUAAGGCAGCCGUUCGAAUCAGUGCACACAAAACAAGUGGCAUGCACCGCGUGCUGGAGGCAAAACGAUGGACUGCGUGCUGAGAUGCGGUCGCUGUGGGCGGCCCUCCUCGGCGCCGCGCUCCGGACCGACGCCUUCGAGAGCUGCGCCGAGGCGCGGCGCUACUACAAGGCCGACGCACUCGCGGAGGAGGCGCGCCGCCUGCGCGCCGGCCGGGCGAACGUGAGCCGCCCGCUCCGGUUCCUGCACGUCCCCAAGAACGCGGGCACGACGAUCCAGCGCCUGCUGCCCGACGCGCGCCCGCGGACGACCGUGGUCGACGGGCGGACGUGCGGCAAGUGCAUAAAGGUCGGCGGCCCGUGCGCCUGCUCGCUCUGGCACGUCCCGCCGCGGUACCUGCCACAACCAAGCCCCUACGCCGACCACGACACGUUCUGCGUCGCGCGCGACCCCGUCGACCGCGUCCUGAGCCAGUGGCGCAUGGAGGGCGCCCACCGGAGCGCGUGCCUCGUCAUGAGGGAGCGGCUCACGCACCGCUGCGGCGCCGCGAUGAGCGACUGCCACCUCUGGCCGCAGCACGAGUACGUCUGGGACGCGGCCGGGCGGCGGACGUGCGCCCACGUCCUCGCCUUCGACGACCUCUCGGACCAGUUCCGGCGCCUGAUGCGCGCGGCGGGCCGGGACGACGUCACGCUGCCGCCCGUAACGUCGAGGCGGUCGGCGCUGCACCACGGCGCCGCGGCGCCGGAGACGGACCUGAGCGCGAACGUCACGCUCAUGAUCCGCUGCGCCUACAAACUUGACGAGUGCCUGCUGCGGGGCCGCGACAUUUUCGAGGAGUGCGCGCGCUUGGAUUUGACCAUUGACGGCUGGACGCGCGCGUGCGACAGAAGCGCGGGACGGAAGCGCCGGUGCCGCGUCCACUGCCGGAAGCGCGGGACCGCGUCCGCCCGAGAGCGACUCCACAAAAUAAGUUAGACUCAACAGA
This is a messenger RNA of Pelagomonas calceolata, 1056 nucleotides long. The record is from the annotation of a GenBank genome assembly. NCBI's taxonomy places the organism in Eukaryota, Pelagophyceae, Pelagomonadales, Pelagomonadaceae.